Musa acuminata subsp. malaccensis (wild Malaysian banana) is the source of this 1616-nucleotide messenger RNA. Its product is annotated as actin-related protein 3. The record is from RefSeq and is a predicted model, not a curated record. Gene Ontology annotation, molecular function: actin filament binding. Gene Ontology annotation, cellular component: Arp2/3 protein complex; actin cortical patch. NCBI's taxonomy places the organism in Eukaryota, Viridiplantae, Streptophyta, Magnoliopsida, Zingiberales, Musaceae. Gene Ontology annotation, biological process: Arp2/3 complex-mediated actin nucleation.
AUCUAUGGCCAAUAUAUACUUGGCGUCGCCAUCGAGAGCUCGCUCGCCCGCUACGUGUCGGAAGAGGGCGACGGUGGAUUCGCGUUGAGCCGCUCGGAUCCACGCCAUCGCUUUCCUUCGCCUCCUCGUUCUCGGCCCGGGAUCCCCGGUAGCGCCGCACCUGACGGCGCCAAUACCAUGAGUGGUUGCCCCCGGCGUUCCCGCUCCUUGGAUCUCGCCGACAGACCCGCCCCGAAGCAUCCAGAUGGACGCUGCCUCUCGGCCCGUGGUGGUCAUCGACAACGGCUCCGGGUACACAAAAAUGGGAUUUGCUGGCAAUGUUGAACCUUCCUUCAUCAUCCCUACUGUGGUUGCUGUCAAUGAGUCUUUUUCAAAUCAAUCAAAGAGUAUCAGUAAAGGAAAUUGGGUUGCACAGCACAGUGCAAGUGUAAUGGCUGAUCUUGAUUUUUCAAUUGGAGAAGAAGCUCUAUUGUAUUCUCGCUCUAGUACUACAUAUGGUCUUAGUUACCCUAUUCAUCAUGGUCAGGUGGAGAAUUGGGAUGCAAUGGAAAGAUUUUGGCAACAAUGCAUCUUCAAUUAUUUACGUUGUGACCCAGAAGAUCACUAUUUUCUUCUGACCGAGAGUCCACUUACUGCUCCUGAGAGUCGUGAAUAUACAGGGGAAAUCAUGUUUGAGACAUUCAAUAUUCCUGGAUUGUAUAUAGCGGUUCAACCUGUCCUAGCCCUUGCUGCUGGUUACACAACUUCAAAGUGUCAAAUGACGGGAGUUGUGGUUGACGUUGGAGAUGGUGCUACACAUGUUGUCCCAGUUGCAGAUGGUUAUGUAAUAGGCAGUAGUAUCCGAUCGAUACCUAUUGCGGGCAAGGAUGCUACCCAGUUUAUUCAGCAACUUAUGAAGGAAAGGGGAGAGCAUAUACCACCAGAAGAUUCUUUUGAAGUAGCAAGGAAGAUCAAAGAAACAUAUUGCUACACUUGUUCAGACAUUGUCAAGGAGUUCAAUAAGCAUGACAAGGAGCAUAGUAAAUAUACAAAGCAAUGGAUUGGUACCAAACCAAAGACCCGAGCACGAUACUCUUGUGAUGUUGGAUAUGAACGGUUUCUUGGUCCUGAGAUCUUCUUCCAUCCUGAGAUUUACAAUGAUAAUUUUACCACUCCUUUACCUGCUAUUGUGGACAAGUGCAUUCAGUUAUCACCAAUUGAUACCAGAAGGGCUUUAUAUAAGAAUAUAGUGUUAUCUGGGGGAUCAACAAUGUUUAAGGAUUUCCAUAGAAGAUUGCAACGAGAUUUAAAAAGGAUAGUGGAUGCACGGAUGGUAACAUCCAACGCCCAACUCAUCGAUGAUGUAAAAUCUCAACCCAUUGAAGUCAAUGUGGUCAGUCAUCCUUUUCAGAGAUACGCAGUUUGGUUUGGAGGUUCUGUGCUUGCAUCGACGCCUGAAUUUUAUGAGGCUUGCCACACAAAGGCAGAGUACGAGGAAUACGGAGCCAGCAUCUGCAGAACAAAUCCUGUCUUCAAGGGUAUGUACUGACAUCAAAAGACUGCAUACCAUAUCUUUGUAUGCAUCUACAACUCACUCCCCGCUCUAUACAUUUGUGAUGUGAUGAGAAGGGGCUUUU